UUAGCGCCUGGACCGACCGACUUCAGUUCAGUCAGUGUUUACUGUGAGGCCGAAGUGAUACGUGUGACGGCCGAAGUGCUGGUGCGUGUUCCGUAUACGUACGAACUCUCGACUUGGAUUUAUACACAUAUAUUUAAAGAAAAUAGUUAGAUAUCUAUUUAUUAUCGUAAUUGCCUUUUAUGUGGUGUGUUUUAUUUACCAAAAACGAUUGGAAGUGACGCGAUAUUUGGAUCAUUAUACUUUGGCAUCAUAAAAUAUUACUUCUUAAAUCGAACGGGAUUACAAGGCACUGGUUCUGGAGGUCACGUGACUUUGACCACCAUGGCUGAAACGACAGGCUGACCUCUGCGCCAGGAGGUCAAGGAGGGAGAAAGGAGGCGCUUGCGGAAUCCAUAGCCGAAUCAUGACUGAGCAAAACACGGUGUUGCAGUUCCUUGCUGACGUCAUUCACAAGCAGUUCCGAAGUGGUGCGAAGAUGGAUGGGGGGGAAUAAGGGCCCAGUCGGCACUCCCCCUCCCCCGCCGGAUUGUUUGUCCUAACUUCGUAACCUCUUUAAGCUUAAGGAGGGCAUCCCUCGCUCCUGUAGGGACCGCCAUGCCCUCUUCUAGUCGAGAGAAGAGCCCCAGGGUCUCCAAGGUCUUUGCUAAGAUUUCCAGCGACUCCAAACUACAGCGAAAUCCCGAAGAAGAGCAGAAGGACGAGUCGAAGGAUGGUUCGUCAGCGUCGUCCAUGAAAUCCCCCGAAGGAAAGGAUGCUGCAGAAAGUGUCAAGCCUAAGAAGACCAAGAGGAGUAUACUCCCUUACUUCCGGAGCCAUAAGAAUGGGAAGAAAGGCGAGAAAGAAAAGGAAAAACUGAAGAAGGAGAAGGGAGGAGACAAGGAUAGUAAUGGAAAAGAUGCCCCUUCUUCAGCAUCUCCAAACAAGGAAACAGACGCUCAAUUACCCCAGGUGGCAGAGGCCCCAGAGGCCGAAGCCCCGGAAUUGGUUACCAAAGAUGCAGAUGUGCUAUCUCCCAAAGAACUUGCUGAAAGUGAAUGUGUUUCCACGAGUGAUGUUACCGAGGUUACCGAUUGCAUAUCACAAAUCUCAACAGAUUUCUCUGAAAGAGCCUCAGAACCCUUUCAAGGAAUUCCUGAAAAUGAAGACUUAGACUUCAGACCUUAUUCAGCUCUUCACACCUCGCAAACACCUAUAUAUGAAACGCCAAUAAGGAUGCCACAGAAUUAUCAAAAAUCCUUUCUUCACAAUCGCUAUGGCUCAAAUAGUUCUGUGGAAACCUUGCCAGGUCGCUUCGACCGUAUACCUUCAGGUUCAUCUUCGAUAUCUUCCAUCUCAUCAUUUUCAACACUAGCUGCCCUUCGUUCCCGAACCCUGGAACCAGUAUCACGCAGAACGCAAGACCCUUUAGGGUCACAGAUGCCCAUAACUUACACUAGAUGUAGCACCUUGGACACUGUCAGGGCUAGGUUUCAAAAUAAUGUCACUAAUUUAACGUAUGAAGGAGUUGAUUUCUCAAGUGGACCACAAAGCCUGAAUACUAGCAAUAGUACAUGGAGUCUUGGUAGUAAAGGAUUUACUUCUCCCUUUUCAAAAUUUAGCUUGAAUAGUUCAGAGAGUUCAAAAGCUUCAUCAAAAGAAAAGGAGAAAAAAUCCAAAGGUACAGCAGAAUCUAAAGUCACUGCAAAGUCUGGAGUUAAGAAAAUUCUUUUGAACAAUCGACUGAAAGAAGAGACUAUCUCAGAAACAAGCCCAGAAAGGAAGCCAUUGAUAGCAGAGUUGCCAUUGGAAAGUAAACUGAAGGUGGAACCAGUCAAGAGCAAUCAAGACUCAAUUACUAUUAUAUCCAACAAAAAUGUGAGAGCAAAACUAAAUAUCACUGUGGUCAAGACUCCUGAACUGACUAGAAAAAAUUUAGGCUCCUUCAGAUUCGCCCGCACUGGAAUAAGGUCAUCCGUACGUUCGUCGCAGAAGAAACGGAAGCAUACCAGAAGUCCUCCAUCAUCAUCACCCCCACCUUCACUAACACCAACUUCACCCACUUCAGUCCGUUUGAAACCAGGGUUAAAAACAAUUGAUGGUAAAAUCAUACCAGAAUAUGCUAAGGUAAACAAAAGAAAAAACUCAAAACCAGAUAUUGUAGACGAAGAUAGUGGAGAGAAAGUACUGCCCUUGCUAACACACACCCAUGAAUCCCCAGCUGAAAAGGCCCCAGUUGUAAAGAAAAUUGAGGCAGCUGCCCACAAGGGGCGCAAAGACUUGGAGCCCUCUGUAAAAGUCAAUCCUGUGAAGAGAGCCGAGAGUUUUAAAGGGCCAUCACGAGUAUGUCGAAGGAGCAGCUUUACCUAUGCAACGCGAGCUAAGGUUUUCAAAGAAGGUUUGGAUCCAGACAGUUUUGUAAAAAGUCAGGCAAUAAAACUCAGAAGAAAGGACUCUAAGAAUGGAAGGUUUGAUAUGAAAAAUGCUCGGAAAGCAGAGUAUAGGUUGAGUGUCACAAUUAAACCAAGUACUGUUGCAACUCUCACAAAUAAAUUCAACACAAUGAUAUCUCAAAAUCAAGCAGGAAAUCCGAUUGGCAAAGCUGAAUUACCCGUUGGUCAUGUUUCACUUCAUGAAACCAGGGUGACUAGAAGUCCAAAACCAAAUGUCAGGUUCAAAAAUAGAACAAAAAUGGGUCGAAACUACUCAGGGACCAAAGAAAAGUUCAAGGAAGGAGCCUGUUUGAUGGAUGAAAAGAGCAUCAAAGAAGAGAAAAACAGGGAAGAGAAGAGAGGAGAUCUAAGUGUUCCUGGUGCAAGGAAAACUAAUCCCAGGACCUCUAGGUCACCAUCACCGAAGAAAACCGCUGGAAAAAGUGGUACCUGUUUGUUAGAGAAGUUAGGUGACAACAAAACAGACGAGGAAAAAGUCUGUGAGAAAAUCAAGACUGCUCUGUCCUCAGCCAAGUUUAAGGGAGAAACAGAUGAUUCUGAGGAUGAUGUAGUUGAUCAGGAGGCAAAUGGUGAAACAAAGUACAAAGUCAGAGUACCAUCUUCUACCUCCCCUGUCAAUAGCAGUGAUACUGGAGGGGAUACUUCACAGUCUAGCUCUGCUGUUCCAGCAGUUCCUGUAGCAGGUGUGUCCUCAACACCAAGCAAAUCUCCUGCAUCAGAAUCUACAAUACCAAAGAUUAUGAAAUCUCCUGGAAAGCCUCCCAGCAGCAAUCUGAGAGACAUUUUAGCAAAGAUAUCUGAAAGAAACGUCAAUCACUACACCGAAAUUGAUGAGGUUUAUCCUCUUCCUGAAAGGCAUGCAAAGAGCGAUUCAAUGGAUUCUGGCAUAUCAACUGAGGGUGAACUACUUUCGGGUGCAGGAUCAAUUAGCAUUGGAAACACCACUUUAAUCAUAUCAUCUGUUCCUUCUUUCCCAGUCUGUAGCCAGGACCACGAAGACUCGUCACUUGACACAGUCAAAUCGACUGAGACUGCAAAGAGUGAAGAUAGUGCUGUCGCUUUCCAAGAUAUUGUUAGAUCGGAAGAUAUUAUGGAUCAGGCAGAGGAAACUAUUCUUGAUUCUAAUAUGGAUGAAGUUAGUGUUGUGAGUAGUGAGGAAAAGGGAAUUAUAGAUGUGUUAGAAACAGAAGGUAAAGGGGCUGAUGGCAAUACUGAGGGUUCAGAAUCAGAAGAAAAAGCUUUAAAAGAUUCGAGUACUGUAUCUCAGUCUGAGGUCCCUCCUGGAAGCAAAGAUACAGACGAAGUUUCAGAAUGUGCUUCACCUAAGACUGUUCAAGAGAACAUAGUUGUUGAGGAAGAUUUAGAGGAGAAAAUUAUAGAACCUGACACAAGAUCUAUGACCAGCAGUUGUAUGGAUGAUACGCAUUCUGAAGUUAGUUCAGUCUGUUCAGAAGCAAAAUCUAAGAAACCUGCCAAAGGCCAGGAAAGUCGUAUUUACAGUGCCGUAAAAGCUGCCGUUAAGAAUACAGUUAAGAAGACCAAGGAAAAGGAUGCAGAAAGAAAGGAGGAAAAAGAUAAAGAAAAGAGAAAUAGGUCACCAUCAGCUGACAGAGAAAAAUGGUACAGAAGAGGUAGGUCGAAGGAGAGAAGGCAAGAUAAAAAGAAGGAGGAAAAAGAUCAAGAAGGCACAGAGGAACAAGACAAAUGUGAAGAGGAUGUCAGCAAAGGAGACGAGAAAGCUGAAUCCCCCAAGAAAGAGGCAAAGGAGAGAGAAGGGAGAACUUAUGAAAGGUUCACUUUCAAAAAGCUCAGAGAAAAAAGCCAGGAACGUAGAAGAUUCAAAGAAAAGACCAAAGAAGAAGAGGAAAAAAGGAGGGAAGAAGAAAAGAAAAAUGCAGACGAUACUAAGAAAGAUACCAAAAGUAAAAAGAAGGAAGAGAAAUCAAAAGAUGAUUCAACCUAUGGGAAAUUCACGAUAGGGUCGAGAUCCAGAAGCCGAGACCGUAAAAAGAUCAAGGAGAAGCUUCUAGAUCAGCUAUCCAUAGAACCGAUAGACAUCAAAGAUUCUCAAGAAGUUUCUCCAUCGCCAAAGACAGCAGAUUCUCUUAAGCAACAGGAAUCACCCACUGCAGCAGCAGCAGCAGCUUCUGUCAAAGAAAAGGAAAAUUCCACUGGCACUCUUCCGUUUUUGAAUAGAAAUAAAAAUGAAAACCUAGUGUUUACUUUUGACACUGAGAGCAUAUACGACAAACCAUUGACACCAAAAGUGAAUAUGAAGUCUAAAACAUUGCCACCUCCACCAAAGACUCCCAUUCCUUCUCCUCCAUCCUCAGCUACUCCUUUGCCACCUCCCCCAAAUACACCUAUUCCUGAUCCGCCCAUUGAGUCUGAGAAAGAUAGGGAUUCUCUGGAAGCGUCCCUUUUAUCAAAAGAUUCAGACGAUCACUGCAAUGGGGACAGUGACAGCAGUAAUGAAACUGAAAAUAUUUACGAAAAUCUUUAUUCCCCUAACAUGGAGAAGUUGCAUCGCAACCGUGAGAAACUCGAAGGUCGAGGCAUCAAGCCAAACAAUUCAUUCCUGUGGAGUGAUGGAGUGCCCCCAACUCCUGCCAUUACAGAACCACCUAAAACAGAACCCAUUUCAGAAGAAUCAGAAUCAGAAAGGUCUCCGUUCACAAGAUUAAUAGGCGUGAAGACGUAUGGAAAGACCAACAGGUAUGGGAAAAUAUCACCAUCAAGCAAAUCAAAAGAUUCUGGAGCUGAUGGACACAAUUAUGCUGAGCUACAGCCUACCUCAGAAGAUACUCAGACUAUUGCCUAUGAUGAUAUUGGAGCAGUGAGCGCUGUGAGUUACGAUGACAUCAGCGCCCCAUCUUCCUGUGGCUACGAUGAUAUUGGUACCUCAUCCUCGACUGGUUAUGACACCAUAAAACCGCCUUCCGAAGGGUAUGAUCCAGUCAAUCCUCCUCGAUCAGACUCAAGUCAGUACGAUGACUGUGAUGGAGGCAUUGUCACAGCCCAACUAGCUGUUGUGCGAGAAGAUCAAUUGGAUUCCAUUAGUUACAUGUACGACGAGAUUUCUAUGUACAAUGCAUCCCAGAAUUCUCACUCUUAUGAGCCUGUCUACCCUCCUGGUGUGUCUCCUCAAGGUCGACCUGGUGUCAGUAGCAUUGAGGAGGUUCCUGAAACCGAUAGCUCGACACCAGCUCCCACGCCUACUGCUUCGACCAUACCAAAUACCAAAGAGCCCAAGGGUGACUACAACAAUGAGUCAUCAGAUGGCAGUGAAGAUGAGAGUGAGGAUGGAGUGCAUGAAGUAUUUUCUUACAAAUUAACUAGAAUAGGAGGCGGCCUUGAUGCUGCCCCUUCAACAAGCAUUGCUCCAACUACUCCUACAACUCCAAGUACUCCAGGAUCUACUAUGCAUGCUCGGAUAUAUGGGUCAGCCGUACCUCCGCCUCUGAGCUUCUGCCCAGGAGUUGGAUGUGAGGCAAAUCUCUCAGGAGGAGGAGGAGGAGGAGGAGAUCCUGCACCCUCACCCUCCCUUUCACCUACCGAGGGGAAAAGCGAGACCUCGGAUGAGUGGAUGGAUGUCAGCGACACUGAGACGGACACCAGCACUGGGCCUCCUAUCAGCAUCGUCACCCAGAUACCUCUGGUGCGCAUGCGCCAGCGCUCCAAGAGGUACCGCCACCACCGCAACUGGCGGAGGUCCUGGAGCCAGGGCGUGAGGGACGUGGCCGCCCACAUGCAGGCGCACGCCCAUCACCAUCACCACCACCACCACCACCAGUCUCACGCCCACACCAUAGGUCACCACCACGAGCACCAUCACCACCGCUACCAUCAUCACCAUCACCACCAUCAUGGGUCGUCUUCGUCUUCGUCCUCGGCCGCCAGGGGGGAGAGUGGGCGGGACUACUCUUGGCGGGAUGUGUACGUGACGUCGUCGUCGACGAUCGUGCUAGGCCAGUCGGAACCCAACACAUACGAUACAGCCUAUUCGCCAGGCUACUACAACGCGUCGCUCCUCUCGGGGGCCAGUACGAACAGUAGCCUUUACUACGAGAGUGCCAAAAUUAGGAGUAUUUUCUACGAGGGCGAUGACAACGAGGCUCAGGAGAUCAGCCUUUAUGUGGAAGGAGGUGAUUCGGACGACGAAGACAACGCCACUGGCCAUUACGAAGCCAUAUACGAGGUCAUCAGUCCAGCUGAAGACGGCCACCAGUGCGACGAACAGGAUUCAGAUGAUUCGUUCGAAUCAGAUGAUUCGAACGAUGCCUACACCAGGCUCAGACCGCAGUUCCAUGAUGAUGGCUCACAGACAUCCAGAGACCAAGCGGAGUCCCUGAGUUCAGAAGUGUCCACCUCAGAGAAACUGCAGUUGAAGCUGCAGAGUCCUUGCAGCAGCAGCAGCAGGAACAGCAACAGCAGAAUCAGCAACAACAACAACGCAGCAUUACCAAAUUUGCCGAGGCUGCCAACCUGGGCAUGAGGCGCCUCAGAAGGAACUGGUCCCAGACCAAGGACGAAGUGAAGACUGGACUCAGUCGCAUCAAGAAGAAGAGCACGUUCAGUGUCUCUGAUAUGAAAAGUACAGAAAAUUUGGCCUGUGAUUUGACCCCUAAUCUGACUCCUACUAGUGCAGACAACAAGAGAAAGUGGUCCUUUAGGAGUCACUUCAGAAGGAAGUCACUGGCUGGAUCUGUGACCACAGUUGUUAGUCGAGGAGGAGGAGGAGGA
This is a messenger RNA of Macrobrachium nipponense, 7172 nucleotides long. RefSeq names its product microtubule-associated protein futsch-like. Bases 595 to 6924 code for a protein of 2109 amino acids. The record is from RefSeq and is a predicted model, not a curated record. The transcript has 11 exons. NCBI's taxonomy places the organism in Eukaryota, Metazoa, Arthropoda, Malacostraca, Decapoda, Palaemonidae.